AUGUUUAAUAUUUUUAUAGUCUAUUUCUGUAUUAAUAUUUAAUAAUUAACAGAUUUAUAAAUAUUCAUAAACUUUCCAUAGAAACGCCUUUAAUUAAUUAAUAAUAAAGAAAACAUUGCUUAUAAUUCCUCUAAACUUCUUCAAUCUAAAUAAAACAAUUAUCAACCUAACAAUCUUACUACUUACUUCUAAAUUAGAACUCCUACUUAAGAUAGAAAAUUAUCUAAAUUUGAAGAUAACAACAUCUUUAAUCAUUAAUAACCUUAUUUAAACACUAAAGAAAAUUUAUAAUAAUCUAAUAAUAAAUUACAUAAUAAUACUAAUCAGCAAUUAAUAUCUUAAAAAAAUAGAAGAUAGCUAAAUUUUCUAUUGUUUAUCAACAUAAUCUUUUUUAAAUAUCUACUUGUGAUGAUAAAAUCUAUUCUAUAAAACCAAGCAUUAGUAAAAGUAGCUAUGUUAUUGUUAAAAUGCGAACUUUUCAAAAGUUUAAUAAAGUAGCCAUCAAAAUGUAUGAUAAGUCAUUAAUCAAAGGUGAAAGAUUUAAUAAUCUUAUCUAAGAAAUUAAUUCUCUCAAAUGAUCAAAUCACUAAACUUUAUCAUUUCGAACAUUACAUUUCUUAUAUCAAUCUAGUUAUAGAUUAUUAUGAUACUGAUUCUUUGCAUCAAUUGUUCAAAUCAACUUGUAUAAAAACAUUAUCCAAAAAAUUUGCAUUUAAGAUAAUCCAUUAAUGA
Messenger RNA from Paramecium sonneborni, 732 nucleotides. The record is from the annotation of a GenBank genome assembly. Lineage: Eukaryota; Ciliophora; Oligohymenophorea; Peniculida; Parameciidae.